Molecule: messenger RNA, 726 nt
Organism: Eucalyptus grandis
Lineage: Eukaryota; Viridiplantae; Streptophyta; Magnoliopsida; Myrtales; Myrtaceae
Product: umecyanin
Exons: 2
Coding region: 101-610 (169 amino acids)
Cellular component (GO): plasma membrane
Molecular function (GO): electron transfer activity
Source: RefSeq, a predicted model, not a curated record
AAUCACUGUAAGGAUCCGCACGCAUUGCGAUCGGAAGAAGCAGAAGGCAGGCUCGACUAAAAGGAGAGCUGAGUAGCAGAGGGGCGACCUGAAGGAGCACAUGAAGAUGGUAACUCGCGCAAAUUUGACGGCGUGGUUGAUCGCGAUGAUCGCGGCGGGAUUCAUAGAGGUCGACACAGUGGCGGCGGCGACAUACAUGGUCGGAGACGGAUUGGGGUGGACCGUCCCCUCCAACGUAUCCUAUUACCAGUCUUGGGCUGCCUCCAAGACUUUCAUGGUUGGCGACAAGCUAUCUUUCAAUUGGACGGGGACGCACAACGUGGCUGAAGUAUCAAAGGCCGAGUACGACAACUGCACCAAGGUCGUAUCCGUUCUGGGCAGUUCGGGGGACAUCCAGCUUUUGAAGGGCGGGUCUCACUAUUACAUCUGCACCGUCGAUUCACACUGCGAGCUCGGCCAGAAGCUGUCCAUCACCGUCGGAUCGUCAACAGCUGCUCCGACCUCACCGAGCAAUUCCGCUUCGUCGACGGCUUUUGACUCCAGUGUCUUGGUCCCUGCAUUCGUUACCAUCGCCUAUCUCAGUUUACUGUGUCAUAACACUCGUCAUUGAAUGGAAUGUCGUAUAUUAUGUUGAGUUAACGCAACGAUGUCAUCUCUGUAAUAUAUGGAAAAUAAGGUCAAUUGUCUCUUUCUUGGCCUAUAAGAAAAUAGAGUCAAUUCAUGCGA